Thunnus maccoyii (southern bluefin tuna) is the source of this 844-nucleotide messenger RNA. RefSeq names its product late endosomal/lysosomal adaptor, MAPK and MTOR activator 3 (gene lamtor3). Lineage: Eukaryota; Metazoa; Chordata; Actinopteri; Scombriformes; Scombridae. The record is from RefSeq and is a predicted model, not a curated record. The transcript has 7 exons. Gene Ontology annotation, cellular component: Ragulator complex. Bases 131 to 505 code for a protein of 124 amino acids. Gene Ontology annotation, biological process: cellular response to amino acid stimulus; positive regulation of TOR signaling.
UUUCAAGAGCCGGAAACAAAACAAGUGUGUCAUGUGAUUUCUGCUUCUGUCUCUUGCCUAGUAUGUUGCUGCAAAGUUAAUUGAGCUCAAAAAGAAUCUAAAAGAGUUGCUGAGCGGACUGGAUAACACCAUGGGUGAUGAUUUGAAGAGAUUCCUGUACAAACAGUUGCAAAGUGUUGAAGGUCUUCAUGCUAUUGUUGUGACAGACAGGGAUGGAGUUCCAGUUAUCAAAGUUGCCAAUGACAACGCUCCAGUCCACGCUCUGAGACCCGGCUUCCUGUCCACCUUUGCUCUGGCCACAGAUCAGGGCAGCAAGCUGGGCCUCUCCAAGAAUAAGAGUAUCAUCUGCUAUUACAACACCUACCAGAUUGUGCAGUUUAAUCGGUUACCACUGGUCAUCAGUUUCAUUGCCAGCAGCAACGCAAACACAGGUCUCAUCAUGAGUCUGGAGAAGGAGUUGGCCCCACUAAUAGAGGAGCUGAGGCAGGUGGUGGAGGUGACAUAAUGUCAGACAUACAGGAGAACCCUAAGCAGGAUCCACAGCAGAAUCACCAGUCUGGAUCACAUACUGCCCACUCAAUCUCUCUGUCUCUAAAGUUGCAUUUAUGUCCUGUGGGAAAACCUGUCCGAGGGUUUGAACAGUUCUAAGUAACGACUUGGAAGUGUUUACAUCUUCAGAUCAGUUUACAUCAUGAUUGAAUUUCCUGUACACUCUGUUUUCUGCUGACUUUGCUUUUCUGUAGUAUUUAGAUGCUCCUCAUCAGCAUUUUCACAUCUAAGGCAAAGUUUUUAUGUCAAAUCAAAUGUCAAGUCUGAAUAAAUGUUUCAUUUUUAGCACCUAAAA